AUGACGCCUGACAAACAAAGGGGCUCCUCAAAUCUUGGGAAACGCGUGAUUUUUCAGCAAAUCAAGACCGACCUCGCCGACUCUCCUCACAGCAACGACUACAAUCCGCAAAUACAGACAAAUUUGGAUAUCACCGCUGAUUCGAAGCCCGCCUUGGCGACGUUGUCCCCACUGAAGUCGAGCCUAUCUACAAAUCCGUCUCCUAACAACAACACCAGCCAGGCCGACAAUUCUUGGAGCAGCACGAGCAGCGAGAAUACGGCGCUUCACACAACUGCUACCUCGCAGACAACCCUUCCGGUGUCGCUGUCGGGUACUACAGCGACGAUUAAUAGCUACUAUCCGUUUUAUCCGUCAAGCUACUAUCCGCAGGUAUUCGACCCAACCUACCAAUACUAUGCUAAUCAAUACCCCGCCACAUCCUAUGGUACGACGACCAAUUACUCUGGAUUCUUCACCGGAUCCACUCAA
Messenger RNA from Mesorhabditis spiculigera, 471 nucleotides. The record is from the annotation of a GenBank genome assembly. NCBI's taxonomy places the organism in Eukaryota, Metazoa, Nematoda, Chromadorea, Rhabditida, Rhabditidae.